Messenger RNA from Thalassophryne amazonica, 2587 nucleotides. RefSeq names its product junctophilin 3 (gene jph3). Gene Ontology annotation, cellular component: endoplasmic reticulum membrane; junctional membrane complex; plasma membrane. The record is from RefSeq and is a predicted model, not a curated record. Lineage: Eukaryota; Metazoa; Chordata; Actinopteri; Batrachoidiformes; Batrachoididae. The transcript has 6 exons. Gene Ontology annotation, biological process: regulation of synaptic plasticity. The coding region runs from base 141 to 2549 and encodes 802 amino acids.
UCCCCAAGCCUGAAAUUCAGCCUCCACUCAGCGAUUAGUUUAGCACCACCCUGUCCUUCUUUAUUUCUAUUUCAUUUUCUUUUUUUUUUCUUUUUCUUUUUGUUGAGACUUCAGGGAAAUUGCCAGGACCUGUUUCAUGCAUGUCCACUGGCGGCAGGUUCAACUUUGACGAUGGGGGGUCAUACUGCGGCGGGUGGGAGGAAGGCAAAGCGCACGGCCAUGGGAUCUGCACGGGGCCCAAGGGCCAAGGGGAGUACUGUGGGUCCUGGGCCCAUGGCUUUGAACUUUUGGGCGUUUACACUUGGCCAAGUGGGAACACCUACCAGGGCACCUGGGCUCAGGGCAAAAGACACGGAAUGGGCGUGGAGAACAAAGGCCGUUGGGUGUACAAGGGUGAGUGGACGCACGGCUUUAAGGGGAGGUACGGCAUACGAGAGAGCACGGGGACGAGCGGGAAGUAUGAAGGGACCUGGAACAACGGGCUGCAAGACGGAUACGGGACAGAGACAUACUCUGAUGGAGGAACCUUUCAGGGCCAGUGGGUCGGUGGAAUGCGGCACGGUUACGGUGUUCGUCAGAGCGUCCCCUACGGCAUGGCGGCCGUCAUCCGUUCCCCGCUCCGCACCUCCAUAAACUCUCUGCGCUCCGGUUCAGACCACAGCAAUGGCACUGCGUUGUUAGACCGGACUGUGGUGGUGAAUCCAGUCCCUCCUUCUGCUCCUGGCACCCUGACCACCAGCGUGUCCAUGUGCAGCACGGGCAGCAGCGGGAGCAGCCCCGCGGUGUCUCGCGGAGGCUUCGUACUGACAGCUCACAGCGAAGCUGAGCUCCUGAAGGGGAAGAGGAAGGGCGGCCUGUUCCGGAGGUCCAUCCUGUCUGGGCUCAAGCUGAGGAAGUCAGAGUCCAGGAGCUCGUUGGCCUCUCAGAGAUCCAAACAGAGCUCAUUCAGGAGAGUAGUGUCUUCUGCGGCUUCAGAUAUCAACUCCACCAUCAGUCUCGGUGAUGCAGAUGCAGAGCUGGUCGUGGUCGAUGAUGACGUGGAUGCCACAACGACAGAGACCUACUCUGGAGAGUGGAAGAACGAUAAGCGGACAGGAUUUGGUGUAAGUCGGCGAUCCGACGGGCUGCAGUACGAGGGGGAGUGGCUUAGCAACAAACGUCAUGGCUACGGCUGCACCACGUUUCCUGAUGGCACAAAAGAAGAAGGGAAGUACAAGCAGAACAUUCUGGUGAGCGGGAAAAGGAAAAACCUGAUACCCCUCCGAGCCAGUAAGAUCCGGGAGAAGGUGGACCGAGCUGUAGAGGGAGCGCAGAAGGCAGCAGACAUCGCCCGACAGAAGGCCGAGAUCGCUCUGUCCAGGACGACUCACGCGCAGGGUAAAGCAGAAGCAGCGGUCGGAGCUGCGCAGAAAGCCCAGGAGGAGAGUCGCAUGGCCAGGGUCACCGCCAAGCAGUUCUCUCCUUCCUUCCAGCACCCAGGAAACGGGAUGGAGGUACAGCGUCCAAAGCGUCAGGUGUCCAGUGAGGUGGAGGGUGAAGGGGUGUCAAGUAGUGCCGGCACAACUGACAGCCCUGACCUUUACGUAAAGAGUGGGGCGUCUGAUGACCCCUCUAAUGAUGCUGCCACCCCUGACCUCAGUCCUCCUUCAUCGUCACCACCACACACGCCGCCUCCACCCACCCGACCGUCCCAGCGCACCAAGAGCGCCCGCUUCCACCGACAGAGCGCCGUAGACCAUGGAGACCGGGGAAAGGAGGGAGGAGAAAGGAGUGAGAAAGGUGGAGGAGGAAGAGGAGGGCAGACAGAGAUCCAGGUGUUGAUGGAGGCGGGUGGGGGAGGAAAAGGUGGAGAAGGAGGGAAGGGGGAGCAUUCCCAGGCUAAUAGCUGGAGUGAGGACAAGCAGAGAGGGAUGCUGUCAAAAAGUGGGGGGGGUGCAAGUGAACGAGGAGCAAACCGGACAAAUGAGCAUAAACACAGCUCCUCCAAUCACAAGUGUAGGGAGCACAGUUCAUCCAAUCACAGGCAGGCAAGGGGGGACAGGUGGGCAGAGUCCUCCUCAGCUGCCACUUGGACAUCCAGGCACAAGGGCAUGCACGGCAGGGGAGGCUGGCUACUGGAGCAGGAUGAGGAGAAAACUAGCAACUAUGAGAUGGAGAUGAAACCUUUACAGCCCAGAGACUCCAGUACCCGCAAGCCCCAUGGGCAUGGUGAGGAGAGGCACGGGCACACACAUGCACAUGCCCACAGUGAGGCACGCUUGCACAACGUGCAGCGACAAAGGCAUAAGAACCGUGAUGGGAGGGAGGGGGGUAAAGAUUCGAUGCACAAGCUGGACACCAUUCGAUCAGGGGAAAAGAUGGAUUCACGACCUUUACGUCGGGACCUCACCCUCUCUCCCCCUCUGAGGUCCUCCCCCAUCACACCAGACCAACAGGACCGCAGCCUCUCACAGAUCAAAGGCAACGCGGCCCACAGCUCUAUCCUGGUUGUCAUGGUGAUUCUGCUCAACAUUGGAGUGGCUAUUUUGUUUAUCCACUUUUUUAUUUAAAGCCGGCGCUGCUGUCAUGGUCGGCCUGUUUAUGCUAC